AUGGACGAUUACUUGAUACCUUGUGUGGUGAAGCCAGCCGUUUUCCUCACCGUUUCAGGACAGAGGGGCAGGGCUCGGCAGGGUCCAGGUUCAGUACCAGACUCUGGGAAUGAGACCAGACCAUCAGGUUGUCAGGUGGUGGACGUGGAAUUUCGUUCCUCCAUUCCAGAGGUCGUAGGGUGCAUCUCGUUCCAAAACUACUACACUCAUACCCUCACACUCAGGUACUGUAACCUGCUCUCCGAACAGAUUUCAAAUUCAAAAUCUGACCACCCAACUCAAAAGGAAUGGAGAACAGGAAUAGAGAGGGUUCAACUGAUGCCAAACUGCCACUGUGAACGAGGCAGCCAGAGCUUGGUUGUCCUAAAUAAAGCCCACUUCCUAGCCUCGCUGGAGAAUGUAAUUAGUUUCCGUCUCAUUCUGAGACAGCCGUCUCCGGAAUGGAACCAGUUUGGUAUCAGAGAUCUCAAAAUCUACUCUGUCGCUAAUCCGUUCCACCGAAAUGGAAAUACCGGAACCAGGACUACUUUCAUGUCGACUGAUGGAAUGGAACAGGUACUACGGAAUGGACUGCAGACCAAUGGCGACAUGGAAUCAGGGCAAGACAUAAACAGACACCCUUACGAUGUAGCAACACUCUCUUACACGUGA
Molecule: messenger RNA, 651 nt
Organism: Geodia barretti
Lineage: Eukaryota; Metazoa; Porifera; Demospongiae; Tetractinellida; Geodiidae
Source: the annotation of a GenBank genome assembly